Messenger RNA from Oncorhynchus masou masou (cherry salmon), 1521 nucleotides. Its product is annotated as juxtaposed with another zinc finger protein 1-like. Lineage: Eukaryota; Metazoa; Chordata; Actinopteri; Salmoniformes; Salmonidae. The record is from RefSeq and is a predicted model, not a curated record. Gene Ontology annotation, cellular component: nucleus. The transcript has 5 exons. Bases 139 to 870 code for a protein of 243 amino acids.
UACUGACAACCUCCAGCUGCGUUUGCCGCUGCUGUGACUGUCCUGCCUGGCCGCCCGGUGUCUGAUACGCUGCUCCUUCCCUGGAUCCAAAGCCCGCCUCGGCUACCGAACUCCCAGUGAAUGCACUAGUCAGCAACCAUGACAGGCAUCGCCGCCGCGUCUUUCUUCUCCAACUCCUGCAGGUUCGGGGGCUGUGGGCUCCAGUUCGAGUCUCUGGCCGAGCUCAUCGUCCAUAUCGAGGACAAUCACAUCGACACAGAUCCUCGUGUUCUGGAGAAACAGGAGCAACAACAGCCCACUUACCUGGCCCUGAGCUACAUCAACAGGUUCAUGACGGAUGCGGCGCGUCGGGAGCAGGAGACCUUGAAGAAGCGGGCCACGCCGAAACUUUCCCUGUCAAUCACAGGGGGUGUGUCUCGAAACAGCGUGGCCACGCCUCCACGCCACAGUAAUGGCAACCUGACUCCUCCCGUGACUCCACCCAUCACACCCUCCUCCUCCUUCCGUAGCAGCACACCCACAGGCAGUGAGUAUGAUGAUGAGGAGGUGGACUACGAGGAGUCAGACAGUGAUGAGUCCUGGACCACGGAGAGUGCCAUCAGCUCGGAGUCUAUCCUCAGCUCCAUGUGUAUGAAUGGAGGGGAGGAGAAACCCUUCGCCUGCCCUGUGCCUGGCUGCAAGAAGAGAUACAAGAAUGUGAACGGAAUUAAAUACCACGCCAAGAACGGCCACCGGACACAGAUCCGUGUGCGGAAGCCCUUCAAGUGCCGCUGUGGGAAGAGCUAUAAGACGUCCCAGGGCCUGAGACACCACACCAUCAACUUCCACCCGCCCGUCUCCACCGACAUCAUCCGCAAGAUGCAGGGCUAGAGACGAUCAUCGUGACAACCCCUGGUCACACCCCACCAUGUAUGCCCCCCCAAACCCCAUUCCUCACCAGCACUACCCACCCAACCCAAACUUUUUCAAUUGUCAAUAUCCACCUCACCUCUCCCAACCACCCAAAACAUAUCCCUAUCCCUUCUGGCCCAACAUAGGGGUGACAACCCAAACCUCUAUCCCUUCUGGCCCAACAUAGGGGUGACAACCCAAACCCCUAUCCCUUCUGGCCCAACAUAGGGGUGACAACCCAAACCCCUAUCCCUUCUGGCCCAACAUAGCGGUGACAACCCAAACCUCUAUCCCUUCUGGCCCAAUCUUAGGGGUGACAACCCAAACCCCUAUCCCUUCUGGCCUAAUCUUAGGGGUGACAACCCAAACCCCUAUCCCUUCUGGCCCAGUCUUCAGGGUGACAACCCAAACCCCUAUCCCCUCUGGCCCAAUCUUAGGGGUGACAACCCUUAUCCCCUCUGGCCUAAUCUUAGGGGUGACAACCCUUAUCCCUUCUGGCCCAAUCUUAGGGGUGACAACCCCUAUCCCCUCUGGUCCAAUCUUAGGGGUGACAACCCUUAACCCCUCUGGCCUAAUCUUAGGGAUGACAACCCUUAUCCCCUCUGGCCUAAUCUUAGGGAUGACAAACCC